Dromaius novaehollandiae (emu) is the source of this 1131-nucleotide messenger RNA. RefSeq names its product Src homology 2 domain containing transforming protein D (gene SHD). NCBI's taxonomy places the organism in Eukaryota, Metazoa, Chordata, Aves, Casuariiformes, Dromaiidae. Gene Ontology annotation, molecular function: phosphotyrosine residue binding. Bases 77 to 1048 code for a protein of 323 amino acids. The record is from RefSeq and is a predicted model, not a curated record. The transcript has 6 exons.
AAAGCGGCUCCCGGUGCCGGCAGCGGUCGCGGGGCGCCGGUGCGCGCGGGGCUCCGGUGCCGGCGGCGGCCCCGCCAUGGCCAAGUGGCUCCGGGAGUACCUGGGCCGGGGGGCCCGGCGCUCCCCCCCGCGCCCGCCCCAGCCCGACUACAGCGGCGGCGAGCGCCGCCCCGCCGGGGCCCCCCCGCCCGCCGGCCCCGGCCCCGGCCCCGGCCCCGGUCCCGGCCCCGGUCCCGCCGCCUCCCCCCGGCACCGGCUGGUCCGCGUGGGGGGCGCGGGGCCGGGCGGCGGCCCCCGCCGGCGGGAGCAGGGCCGCGGCGAGAGCGAGUACUCGGAGCCCUUCGAGGCGGAGCAGGACCCGGCACCCGAGGGCGGCUGCGAGGAGCCCGCCGAGGCCGAAGGGCGCCGGGGCCGGCGGGGGAGGCCGCGCCAGGGCCCGCGGCUCUACGACACCCCGUCCGAGGAGUGGGAGCCGGCGGGCGAGGGCGCGGGGCCGGCCGCGGCCCGGGAGAGCCGCCUGCCCCGGGACGACGAGCGGCCCGCGGACGAGUACGACCAGCCCUGGGAGUGGAAGAAGGACCACAUCUCCCGGGCGUUCGCAGUGCAGUUCGAGAGCCCCGACCGCUCCCCCAGCCGCCCCCGGGAGCCGCCGCGGACGCCCCGGGCCCCCGCAGGCGCCAGGCCGGGCUGCCCCCCCAGCCCGGGGCGCGUGGACCCCUCGCUGCCCCUGGAGAAGCAGGCGUGGUACCACGGCCCCAUCGGGCGGGCGGGCGCCGAGACGCUGCUGGCGCUGUGCCGCGAGGGCAGCUUCCUGGUGCGGGACUGCGAGACCAGCCCCGACGACUACUCGCUCUCGCUGAGGAGCAGCCAGGGCUUCGUGCACGUGAAGCUCACGCGGACGCGGGAGCGGCACUUCGUGCUGGGGCGCGCGGGGGCCGCCUUCCCCUCGGUGCCCGAGGCCGUGCGGCACUACACGGCGCGGGCGCUGCCCGUCCGCGGCGCCCGCCACCUCUCCCUGCUCUACCCCGUUGCCGCGCAGCCCCUGUGAGCCCGGCGCCGCACGGGAAUGCCUGCCGGGCCCCCGUCGCCCCGGGCCCAUGGCCACCAUUAAACUCCAACGUGCAGACCGUG